Molecule: messenger RNA, 3874 nt
Organism: Orbicella faveolata
Lineage: Eukaryota; Metazoa; Cnidaria; Anthozoa; Scleractinia; Merulinidae
Biological process (GO): potassium ion transmembrane transport; action potential
Cellular component (GO): membrane; voltage-gated potassium channel complex
Molecular function (GO): delayed rectifier potassium channel activity; ligand-gated monoatomic ion channel activity
Source: RefSeq, a predicted model, not a curated record
UUGCUGUUGUUUUGGUCCCUUUUCAUUGAUUAUACUACAGCUCAGAGUUUCUAGAAAAUAUUUAAACCAGCAUUCUCAUUUUUUGAGCUGAAUUUUACAAUUUCAAAUUUUUCUCACUAACCUCAUAAUUGUUAGACUUUUUGAAUUUGGUAUCUUGUUAAAUAUGCAUUCAGUUUUGCAAACAACUAUUUUUAGGCAUGAAAUUAAUGAAAGAAAGAACUCCAUUUGAUAUGUGUUGCAAACCUUCAGGGCAUGACGCUAGAUCAGUCAUGCUCUGAUAAAAAGACUUUUUCAAAUGCAUCAGUUCAGCAAUUUGUUUCUUUACAGUUCGAAAACUUGAUAAUGAACCAUGACACUGACAAAGUUAUUUUCGUAAUAGUGGCUACAGUCGUCAUAACUGAAGAAGAAAAGAAAUGACUUUUAUAGUGUGUUAUGACUGUUUCUAAGUCCUUAAAAAGAUUAUUCGUCUACCACCUGAAUAAUAAUUUGUUGUGAUCUGUGGGUAGUGCGUCACGAAAUGUAUAGAAAUAUAAAAUAGGAAAAUCUUGCGGUGUCCGGCACCGACCGCUAACAAUUCAUGGCAGUGGCAGCAAAAUAAUUGCAUGCACGCACGAUUUGUCUUUGAUGGGCUCAUUUCAAACUCACGCUAAACCAGUAUCACCUACCGUGUCAGCUUUUUUUCAUUUCCAUUUUUGCUGGUUAUUAAUUAUUCACGAAAUUACGAAAAGGCGAAUUAGCGAACAAAAAUUACUUUCAAGGCACUCCCAGAGACUCUGUGAGCUGGAAUGAGUAAGGCAAGGAAUUUUAUCUAAAAAGCGUCAAAUUUUCUGAGAGCAAAACCUUACGUGCAGAAAAAGACGGAGGCACCCACCAAAAAUGAUCGUGUUGGAAAGGUUGUUUAUUUUGUCUUUUCACUUCUUCCUUGUCGCUUCUGGGGACAACAAUACUACAAGCUUUUAUCAAGGGAUAAAUACCACCGUUUUAUCCAGCACCAUUAAUGUAUCCCCUAUUACUUCAAUUCAAGUGCAGUACGACGCUGGUUCAGCAAGCACUGUACAGCCGCCGGCAUCAGGUUUGCUAAGCGCGGAUGACUCCAUCGUUACUCGUGGACCAAAGGACAAGUUAGAUUAUUCUUCUGUUUUACCCAUUUUCACUAAUAUAUCUCCUACAUCUUCUACUGAAGUGCAGAACAACGCUAGUUCAUCAACUACUGGACAACCGACGGCAAAAGGAUUGCCAAACGUGGAUAGCUCCAUCGUUAACUGUGGACCGAAUGAGAAGUUAGAUUAUUCUUCCUAUGAAGAAAAUUCUGCCUUCUUCUCGAAGAAUUUAGCCCAACGAUUAAGGGCAUGGAAUAAUACUUUGGAAAAUGCUUCUAAACAAUGCAUCAAAGAGCUCAUCAAGCGAAAUGUCACUGUGGAAAGCGUAGAAAUCAAAUUUUCGGUCUUCCAGACUAAAGACAUUGAUCUAGAGGCUGAAUUUUUAACUCUUGAAACAGUCCAUCCUGUGCUUGUGAGAGAAAAGAGCGGCCAUGACCUCGUGAACGUUGCUUAUUUGUCUAUUCUUGAGUUGUGGCCUCUGUUGGUCUUGUGUUUCACUUGUGCUGCGCUUUCAGGAAUGAUCUUGUGGUUCUUAGACCACCGUUCAAAUUCAGAGCAGUUUCCAAGACGUUUUUGGAGAGGCAUUUUUGACGGCAUGUGGUGGGCAAUCGUUACUAUGACAACAGUAGGGUAUGGUGACAAGGCUCCAAAAUCUUUGUUUGCUCGUCUGUUUGCCACAGUGUGGAUGAUCACUGGAAUUAUUCUGCUGUCCAUGUUCACAGCUCAAGUGUCCUCUCGUCUAACUGCUCAGGAACUCAAGAGUGACGACCAUUUGUUUGGUAAAACGAUUGGAGUCCCACCUGGCCUCUAUGACUCUGAUUAUGUUGAUUACGAGAUGACGUCUGCUAUCAUCGAAGAAAUUACCGAACCAAUAGAAUCUGUGUCGGUUUUGACUGCCAAAGGACUGGAUUCCAUGGUGGCGUUCCACUGCAAUGACAAAGAAGCUAGCAAUGAUUCCUGGGAAGUGAUCCAAUUCUUGCCGCUAUGCAAGAUCGGUGUUUCUCUAUUUGUUCAUAACGAGUCUAUUGAAAUUGAAACUAAGCAGAAGUUCUUCAACUGCAUGACAGCAAAGAUAGCAUCCGAAACCCGGAAGAACAGAACGGGGGUGCUAAGAAAACAAAACAACAAAGUGAAAGAAUCAAAAUCGUGCCAGAAACUUUUGAAACAACUCGAGGGCCUUAAGUUUGAGUUCAAAUGGGUUUACUUCAAAAACCUGCCGCAGUACCUGAUCCCCUUUGGUGCAGUUCUAGGAACCAUCUUACUCGCUUUCAUUGCUGGGACAGUGUGGGAUUGCUGCUCCAAAGAUAAAGAGGGUAAACGCUACACGAAAAAAGGUUUGGAAGAAGGCUUAAUGGCUCAAACAAGUUUUGUGCUUAAAGAUUCUACUCAAGAAGAAAGCGAAUCCAUUGCGGUUGCAGGCAAGAACUAGACCGAAGACAACAUGCAUUGUUAUACUGCGUAAAAAUGAGACUUCUGUCUCUAUUCUCCUCGAUUCAGACCCUGGAUUUCCUGUGGUGCAGUGGUUGUUACCUUCACCUCAGUGAAACGUAGAAAACCGAAUUUAUAGUCUUCGCUGCUUAUAUUACAUCGCUGUUAUAACUUGUUUUCCGUCAGACUGUCGGCUAUUUCCGUCAUGAAACAGAUCUGCUGUGAUCUUACGUAUAUAACAUGUGGCUGAUCACUCUAGGUUAGAAUAUCUUUUGCUGUAUUACUAAUUUCAAUCAGGAACUUUGUGGUGCAAUUUUUGUCGCGCCCAUAAGCUUGAUUGUCAGUCGCCGUUCAGGAAAGGAGCGCACGUCCUCCCUUUGAAGUUCUUCCCGGGAGGACGCGCGGGGAUUGUACCAAUCGGACCAAAAACAGCCUGUGUGAACGGACUUUGAGGGGGCAAUCUGAACAAAUAGAGUUGAAUUCCAGAGGUCCGUGGUUCACACAGCAAAUUCUGCUUGCAGCUUGCCAAAUUCAACUCCUUGUGUACGAUGAUGUAAAUAGCUGAAUAGCUAUAAACCAAAAGAAUUCACGAUGAAAUCCUGCCUCACGCUAGGCCGUGAGUAUUAAAGUUAACUGAUCAUUUACUAUUGGCUAUUGCGUGACUAUUUGUCAUAAAAGGGGUCUAGGUCGACUUUAUCUCCCUUAUUUGGAUUCCUUAAAAGUCGCCUCAUUUUAUAAUAUGGUUCCCCUCAUUGCAGUCGCGUAUAAGAAAUUUUAAAUUUUACCGGAAAAUGGGUCCACGACAAAUGCAGCUGGAAAAAAGCCAUCAGUUACCUAGUCUGGUACCCGGGCUUUCCUUUCCUGUGCAUGCCCAAUACCUUAUAGCUUGUAUACUGUAAAUAUUUCAGAAAUUUUGCUAGUGGAUUCCAAUAGACCCUGCUCAUAAAUGGCUGCCAAUUAAAAAUUAUUUUGUAAGUAUUAAAAUUAGCCCAACUAACCUCGUUUUUGAGUUGAUAAUUCAAAAGAAUUUUUACACUCAAACGAGGUUAGUUGGCCAUUGGCUCAUUUAAAUGCUUACAAAAGAAAUUUAAAUUAGCAGCCAUCUAUGAAUAGGUUCUAUUGCUUGUCCUAACGUAAAAUGGCCUUUAAAAGGUGUAAAUUAGUUUGUUAUGUGGAGCGAAUAAAUUUAAAUAUUAUAAUAGAAGUACAUGUAGAUGGUUUUGUAGGAAUGUAUUACAUUUUUUAGUUAGGGACAUUUUACCGUAACUGUAAUGGUGUAAUGCAACUGUUAUGCCAUACUUCAGUAGGAAAUAAAAUAAAAAUCCCGGCCAUUUGCUAUAAUCAAA